AUGGUGCUGGGAGUGGUGGUGGGCAGCGGCAUAUUCGCCACGCCAGGAGUCGUGCUCCUAGAUUCCGGAGGCGCGGCCAUCUCUGCGCUCAUCGUGUGGCUCUGCGCCGGCAUCGUCGCCUACUCCUGUUGCGAGGUGUACGCUGAGCUGGGCAGCUCCAUACCGCACGCUGGCGGCGACGGGGAGUACAUCCAGCUGGCGUUCGGAGACCUGCUCUCGUUUGUCUUCAUGUGGAUGUUCUUUUUUGUCUCUACUGGCGGAGGCAUCGCCAUCCUUAUAGUCACAUUCGCCCGAUACACCAUCGCCCUGCUCCCGGGCAUGGAGGGUGCAAGCGAAGAGCAGAUGGAGCUGGGCGUGCGAAUCAUUGGCUGCUCCUUCACUCUCCUCCUCACGGCCAUUAACUGUGCCGGAGUAAAAGCAGGGGCGUUGGUGCAGAACAUACUAACAGUCACCAAGGCGCUCUUAAUAGCAGCGGUGGUGGCCUGUGCGCCCAUCUUCAUGUCCCUCCACGGCACAUCUGUUGCCGCUGCAAACUUCUCCCAGCCGCUCCCACCCCUCUCCAGCUACAACUGGAGUCGGGCCGGGGCAGGCUUGGUGGCUGCCGUCUGGGCCUUUGACGGCUGGAACUGCCUGGGAUACCUAUCAGAGGAGCUGAAGAACCCAAAGAGGGACCUGCCUCGUUCCUUGUCCUUCGGCAUGCUCACUGCCGUCGGCAUAUGUCUUGCAGUCAACUCAGCCUACUUCUGCAUUCUUCCUCUGGCAGCCGUGGGCAAGUCAGAGGUUGUGGCAGUGGAAGCUGUGGAGGCAGCGUUCGGCCCUCCCUCGGGCCGCUUCAUCGCGUUUCUCGUGGCCCUCAACGUGCUGGGCGCUGCCAACGCCACUCUGCUGUGCCAUGCUCGCUUCUUUUAUGCCAAGGCAAGGGAUGGGCAGCUCUUCUCGUUCCUCAGUGCCGUCACCUCUGGAGGAGCGCCCUAUGCUUCACUCCUGGCCACUGGUGGAUGGAUUGCGGUUGUGGUUUUCGUGGCGGCAAACCACCUUGAAAAGUUGAUUGACUAUUUCGGCAUCGCUGCAUGGAUGUUCUAUGGCCUCGUGGGAGCAUCGCUCAUCAAGCUGCGCUGGGACCUGCCUGACCUGCCGCGCCCCUACAAGGCCAGCCUCUACCCGCUUCCAGGCAUCAUCAUGGUUGUCGUGUCCACGUACCUUGUCAUCUCAUCUCUUGUCACGCAGCUCGUCCCGUCACUCCUCUCACUUGCUUUUGUUUUCACGGCGCUGCCUGUUUACUUCGCCAUCCGCUGCAUGAAAUCUGCUCCCUGUUGUGCUGCCUCGUGCACCAAACCUCCCGUAACGAUUAACAUAUUGCCUGAGGGUGAUGUUAGGAGACCGCUGUUAUCAUAA
Molecule: messenger RNA, 1395 nt
Organism: Closterium sp. Yama58-4
Lineage: Eukaryota; Viridiplantae; Streptophyta; Zygnematophyceae; Desmidiales; Closteriaceae
Source: the annotation of a GenBank genome assembly